Molecule: messenger RNA, 1319 nt
Organism: Amborella trichopoda
Lineage: Eukaryota; Viridiplantae; Streptophyta; Magnoliopsida; Amborellales; Amborellaceae
Product: LIM domain-containing protein WLIM1
Source: RefSeq, a predicted model, not a curated record
AUUAAAAAUUUAAGAGAGAGAAACACCCACCUGUUAGGCUCCUGCUACAGUCCCUCUCUCUCUAAUAAUGAAUCUAAGAGAGAGAAACAGCCACCUUUAGGGCCGCUUCUCUCUCUAAUUCAACCCCUUUCGACAAAAUUUUGGAAUCCGGUCAGCUUCUCCAUAUUAUUAUCAUUGUUUAUCAUUAUUACCAUCAUCACCUGCGUCUAUUGAGCUGGACUCUCUCUCUCUUCUGUCUCUUUCCCUUUCGAUCCUAUUUGGGCCUGGUUUUUGUAGUGUCAUAUCCUCCAAAGUGAAUAGGAGAGAGAGAGACAAAACCAUGGCUUUUGCUGGAACAACCCAAAAAUGUCAAGCUUGUGAGAAGACUGUUUAUUUGGUGGAUCAGCUCACUGCUGAUAAUAGAGUCUAUCACAAGGCCUGCUUCCGCUGCCAUCACUGUAAUGGUACUCUCAAGCUCAGCAAUUAUUCUUCCUUUGAGGGUGUCCUAUACUGCAAGCCUCACUUUGAUCAACUCUUCAAAAGAACAGGGAGUUUAGAUAAGAGUUUUGAAGGGACCCCAAAAGUUGUGAAAGCUGACAAAUCUGUUGAUCAUGAGGGCCACGCCACAAACAAGGUUUCAAGUUUGUUUGCUGGAACUCAGGAUAAAUGUGUAGCUUGUAAGAAGACUGUGUACCCCAUAGAAAAGGUGGCAGUUGAUGGUACGUCUUAUCACAGGCCUUGCUUUAAAUGUACCCAUGGAGGAUGUGUCAUAAGCCCAUCCAACUAUGUAGCACAUGAGGGUAGGCUCUACUGCAAACAUCACCAUAAUCAGCUUUUCAAGGAAAAGGGAAAUUUCAGCCAACUUGACAAGCAUGACCAUUCUAAAGGGGUGACUGAGAACACGGUAGUUGCUGAGUGAGACAUUUAUUCUUUAAGGCAAUUUGUUCUCUACAUGGCUUGUAAUCACAGGUUGAUGAGGCGGAAAUUCAAUUAUCUCACCAUGGGAUUGACAUGCAAAGUCCUAGAUAGGAGAUACUGUUUUAUGAUGUGUUUAGAUUAAGUGUUUGAGAGAUGGGUGUGUAUAUUUAUAUUUAUAUAUCGCAUUCUGAAUGGUAGAAUGAAAUGGCCGUUUUGUCGUAUGAUCAGUAUGGUUUGUAUAGGUUAAUGGUCGUGUUUGUUGGUGUGAGAGAUGUACGAGGAAUAUAUGGUUGGCAUUUUUGACUCUGACAAGCAUAGUUUGUCUAUUAUUGGUGUUUUAGCUGUUGAUGAAGUUGGUGAGUUAUCUUCACUAUUUGUGGUGCUAGAUAUGUUUUGUAUGUUUUUGUUUUGUUCUUGAGUUA